AUGGACCCCUCAGAGGAAGACCUCAUCCUGUCCCUGAUCGAGGCCGACGUGGGUCCUGGAUCCCGCGAAGCCAUGGCCGCCGCGGUCUCCAAGGUCCCCUCCGCCGGGGACAAGGCGUCGGAGCUGUCCACUUCCGCCAGCGUCGUGCUCGAAGACGUGGCGCUGUGGAACAAGUUUAGUCAGGUCACCAACGAGAUGAUCGUCACCAAGUCCGGCAGGCGCAUGUUCCCCGUGGUGCGCGUGUCCGUGAGCGGCCUGCACCCGCGCGCCAUGUACAGCCUGGUGCUGGACUUCAGCCAGGUGGGCUCGCAGCGCUGGAAGUUCCUCAACGGCCGCUGGGCCAGCGCCAGCCGGGCCGAGCCGCCGCCGCGCCAGGGGCUCUUCGUGCACCCGGACUCGCCCAACUUCGGCGCCCACUGGACCAAGGCUCCGGUGUCCUUCUCCAAGGUCAAGCUCACCAACAAGCCCACGUCCAGCCAGGGAUUUGUGGUGCUCAACUCCUUGCACAUGUACGAGCCCCGGGUGCACCUGGUGCGUGUGGAUCAGCGGCGCAUGUGCAGUUUCCCCCUUCGAGAGACCCGGUUCAUUGCUGUCACCGCUUACCAAAACGAACAGGUGACGGCCCUAAAGGUUCGGCACAACCCGUUCGCCAAGGCCUUCCUGGACAGCAAGGAGCGUACAGGCUGCGAGCAUCCACUCUCCCUGUGGACCCCCCAGGCGCUCAAGGAGCCAGGAAUCCCUGACACCCUCCGGGGGGCCAGGCGCCCCUGCAGGCCCUGGCUCGAGCAGCCACGGACAGACGCGUGCCGCGGGACGCCGUACGUUCGGCUGCAACCAGCCAGACACGCCACUUGCUCAGGCCGAGCCCUCAGCGCUCCCGUAGCCGACAGUCUGCAAGACCCAGUAGUGAGUCCCGACAGCCCGCCAUCCGACAACAAGCCAGACCUGGGCACCGACCUGCAGAACCAGUUCCCUCUCUCCUGGCGCCAGCGCCAAGACCGAACCCAGGGAACGUCCUGUAGCCACCCGUGGACGCCUCCGAGCGUGCCGAAUCCUCACGAAAUCCAUAGCCCCGAUGGCGCGGUCGCAGCUAGGCCAGAGUUACCAGGACCUGUGCAUCAGCAGCAGCAGCAGCAGCAGCAGCAGCACCAGGAGGCGGCGGUGCUACGCAGACACUUCAGCCACGCGUUUCCUUACAUCCCAAGCAACGGAGGCUUCUCGGCCGUAGCGUCGGUCGUGAGCAUCAGGGAGGAGUGCUGCAGGCCGUGCGAACUCGUCAAGGACAUCGGGGAUGGCUACGGUAACUGUGUAUCUCCAGUGGCCUCGAUGGCGACAUCUCCCGACGGAAAUCGCUGGAGCCCUCCGACACCGCCGUCGUGA
This is a messenger RNA of Ixodes scapularis (black-legged tick), 1380 nucleotides long. Its product is annotated as T-box transcription factor T-like. Gene Ontology annotation, cellular component: nucleus. Gene Ontology annotation, biological process: regulation of transcription by RNA polymerase II; cell fate specification; heart morphogenesis. The record is from RefSeq and is a predicted model, not a curated record. Lineage: Eukaryota; Metazoa; Arthropoda; Arachnida; Ixodida; Ixodidae. Gene Ontology annotation, molecular function: RNA polymerase II cis-regulatory region sequence-specific DNA binding; DNA-binding transcription factor activity, RNA polymerase II-specific. The transcript is spliced from 5 exons. Bases 1 to 1380 code for a protein of 459 amino acids.